Messenger RNA from Dalotia coriaria, 2529 nucleotides. RefSeq names its product L(3)mbt interactor in ovarian somatic cells (gene Lint-O). Lineage: Eukaryota; Metazoa; Arthropoda; Insecta; Coleoptera; Staphylinidae. The record is from RefSeq and is a predicted model, not a curated record. Gene Ontology annotation, cellular component: nucleus. The transcript has 7 exons. Gene Ontology annotation, biological process: negative regulation of DNA-templated transcription. Gene Ontology annotation, molecular function: chromatin binding; DNA binding; histone binding. Bases 221 to 2230 code for a protein of 669 amino acids.
GCGCGCAACUUACACAAUCUCGUGCCGUGUGAUUUCGUUGCGCGCGCUGUCAGCUGAAGAAUCACUCGCAGGUACCCACAUCUACUAAACCACUUUAGUGAAUUUGCACGACACGCGACGUUUUGCGAGUCGCAAAAGUGUCACCGUGAAUAUCCCGCACAACAGCGCACGCAAAAACUACGGACCAUAGGAAUUGUAAAGUUUAUGAAACUUUGCCAUCAUGUGUGAUUGGAUACCACAUCAGGAUCUGAUCCUGGAUGCGAUCGAUCAGCUUCGUCGACGCAAAGCGCGACCGGACGCUGAGCGCAUCUACAACUGUCUGUUUCGACGCAAAGGCCUUGGCUCGAACGAUUCACGCAUCGCCCUCGAUCGCUGCGUUGAAAGCGGAGUCGUCCUGCGCGUCUCCUACAAGGGCAACAUUAGCUAUCGCAACGCGGCGAAGAAAUACGCGCGUCAAAAGCGACGCGCCGCCUUCGCAGAUUUAGCAGCAGCUCCUGGCUUGGGCGGAGCCACUGCUGGAGGGGGCGGGAGGUUGGACAAUAAACCACGACGAAAGUUUACCAACUUGUUAACAAACACGUUCGCAGAACUGGUGCUGCAGGAGCCAGACUAUCUGGAGUAUGGCAUACCAGAAUGCAAUCUGAUUCAAACCAUUUUGAAUAAGGACAGUGUAAGAUACACUAAAAAGUAUCUCUGGAUACUUUUACAGAAAGAGGUUGAAAAUGGUGGAUUGGUAAAACUAGAAAAUGGUAAUUUUUUGGUUGGUAAACCGCAGAGUGUCGGCGCAAAGAAACAAAAUGGCGGAUCAGCACAUCAGGAAAAGGAACAGUUGACUAAGAUCAAGAAAGAGUUACGGCAGCAUCAAGCAAUGCAUCGUAAACCGUUGGAUGUGAAGCCAGAUGUAAAGUGUGGCUACCUCAAUACCAAAGAAGAAGUAAAGGACGAGUCUCGUCCCGAACAGCAGGAAGGUGAAACAGAAAUGGACGACGAUGAUAGUAGAGGUAGCAGUGGGGGUAGUGGGAGUGAUCACAGUGCGGAUACAGUAAAGGGUAUAACGUACGCCCCCACACGCGGCCGCCCUCCGCUACGCGGACGUUAUCACAAGCGCGGUUCGGUUCUUACGAAGGGCGGCCGCGUCGUCUCCAAGCGGGAGCGCCUCACCAUGGACAACAUGAAGCACGCGUUGAACGAGAACAGCCAGCGCGUCGGCGGUCGCAGGAAGAAGGCAAAAAAGGUGUUUGAUCCAUCUGAAAGCAACAUGCCCAAACGACGCGGGCGUCCUCCUGGUUCAACAAAAAAUGCUUACAAGAAGAUGAAUACAUUGGAGAAUAAUUCUAGGCCUGAAUCUAGGGCAUCACAAAAUGGGCGACCUGAAGGUGGUGUUUGCUCUGUUUGCCACAUUCAGAACAAAAAGGGGCCUGUGGAUAAAAUGAUUUCAUGCAGAGAAUGCAGCAAUAAAGCUCAUGCUAGUUGUCUAAAUGGUGAUGAUAUGAUGUUAAAGAUGUAUCCAGAUAACACAUGGCAGUGUCCACAUUGCAAGACAUGUGUAGUUUGCUAUGAAACUUCAGAUGCUGGGAAUUUAGUGGUGUGUUCCAUAUGUGCUGAUGCAUACCACAACACAUGUCAUUCGCCGCGCAUUGUUGAGAAGAUCAAGCCGACGACGAAGUGGUUGUGUAAUAAUUGCAAAAUGGCUGAUCAACUCGCUGUCGAUCAUAUUCAGAUUGGAUGCAGUGCAGUUCAAGAACAAAAGACAGAACCAAUCGACGCAAAUGAAGAAACUCCUGAAAGCACUGCCUUGAGUCCUGAUUUAUCACGCAAUUCAAGCCCGCACUUUGUGUCUUCACCUUCCAGUCCAACAUUACCUACAUUGAGUCCACAGAUGAAUCAUAAUGGACACGCUAAUCACUGCUCUUCAGAGUUUGACACCAAAUCUGACUCUCCCAGCAUCAAAGACGAAGAUAUGGAUACAAUCGAUGAGAAUAUAGAUCCGUCCAUUCCGGAUGCGAGUAACUGGAGUCCGGAUGAAGUCACGCAGUAUUUUGCCGAGUAUUUUCCGGAGGAAGCGAGAGUUUUCAAAGAACAGGAAAUUGAUGGACAUUCCCUCCUGUUGAUGAGACGAAUGGACGUGCUGAAGGGUUUGCAUUUGAAGUUGGGACCAGCAUUAAAGAUUUAUCGUCACGUUCUGAAGCUGCAGUAUCGUAGAGACGACCAAAAAUUGUACUGGGUGUAAUAAUUUUCUAUAGCACGGUAUAUAGGUAAAAAUUAAUUUAAUAAUCAUGGAUAUCAUUUACUGCACUAUUUCUCACGAUAUUGUGAGUUUAGUUAUAGUUUAUAGCACAGAAUUGCGCGAUAAGUUAUUUCAUUUUUAAAUAAUUUUUUUAGUUGAUAAGAUUACCCCUAAAUAAUUCACAUAACAAGCUGCAUCAAUUAAUUGCUAGUGAUAAGUGUUAUUGUUGAUAAUAUAAUAUAUGUACAUAGGCAAUGAGAGAGAGGAAUGCAUUAUAAUAAAAAGCGUAUUUAUGUUACAUA